GGCGGGGCGGCGGCUGCGCUGACGCCGUGUGCUGCGGCGCGGCUCCUGCGUUGUCUUCUCCCAGGCGGAGCCGGGCGUGGGCGGCCGCGAUGAGCUGGGAGUUGCUGCUCUGGCUUUUGGCGCUGUGCGCGCUCCUCGCGCUCGUGGUGCAGGUGCUGCGCUUCCUGCGGGCGGAUGGCGACCUGACCCUGAUGUGGGCUGAGUGGCAGGGGCGACGCCCAGAAUGGGAGCUGACCGAUAUGGUGGUAUGGGUGACUGGAGCAUCGAGUGGGAUUGGUGAGGAGCUGGUGUACCAGCUGUCCAAACUAGGAGUCUCUCUCGUGCUGUCAGCCAGAAGAGUGCAGGAGCUGGAAAGAGUGAAGAGAAGGUGCCUUGAGAAUGACAAUUUAAAAGACAAAGAUAUACUUGUUUUGCCACUUGACCUGACUGACAGAAGUUCCCAUGAGGCAGCUACCAAAGCAGUCCUCCAGGAGUUUGGUAAAAUCGACAUUCUGGUCAACAAUGCUGGAAGAUCUCAACGUUCUUUGUGUGUGGACACCAGCCUGGACGUCUACAAGGAGCUAAUAGAGCUUAACUACUUGGGGACGCUGUCCUUGACAAAGUGUGUUCUGCCUCACAUGAUCGAGAAGAAGCAAGGGAAGAUCGUUACUGUGAAUAGCCUCCUGGGUAUCAUAUCUGCACCCCUUUCUAGUGGAUACUGUGCCAGCAAACAUGCUCUCCGGGGUUUUUUUAAUUGUCUCCGAACUGAACUUGCUACUUACCCAGGUAUAGUUGUUUCUAAUAUUUGUCCGGGACCUGUGCAAUCAAAUAUUGUGAAGAAUGCCCUGUCUGAAGCAGUUGAAAAGUCUAUAGGCAUUGAUGCAGCCCAGACCCACAAGAUGGCGACCAGUCGUUGUGUACGGCUGAUGUUAAUCAGCAUGGCCAAUGAUUUGAAAGAAGUUUGGAUUGCGGAGCAACCAUUUUUAUUAGUAGCAUAUUUGUGGCAGUAUAUGCCAACGUGGGCCUGGUGGCUGACCAACAUACUAGGGAAGAAAAGAAUUGAGAACUUUAAGAAGGGUUUGGAUGCAGAUGCCUCUUACUUUAAAAUCUGGAAGACAAAACAUGACUGAAGGAGGAAUACUUGGAUUUUUUUUUAAGCUACUGGAGGGAGAAAUGAAAACAGCAAUCUUUAUAUACUAAAGACUAACUUCUGAUUUUACUUUUUAAUAGAUACAGCUUUCCUUUCGACAUGUAAUAAAUGAUAGAAGAUUCCCAUGAAUCUUGCAAUAAAGGUAUUAACACAUACUACA
Messenger RNA from Hyaena hyaena (striped hyena), 1289 nucleotides. It is a transcript of the gene DHRS7, whose product is annotated as dehydrogenase/reductase 7. The record is from RefSeq and is a predicted model, not a curated record. The transcript is spliced from 7 exons. Gene Ontology annotation, molecular function: oxidoreductase activity. NCBI's taxonomy places the organism in Eukaryota, Metazoa, Chordata, Mammalia, Carnivora, Hyaenidae. Bases 90 to 1109 code for a protein of 339 amino acids.